This is a messenger RNA of Cetraspora pellucida, 546 nucleotides long. The record is from the annotation of a GenBank genome assembly. NCBI's taxonomy places the organism in Eukaryota, Fungi, Glomeromycota, Glomeromycetes, Diversisporales, Gigasporaceae.
AUGGGUCUUUCAAUCUCUAAACUCCUUCAGGGACUUUUUGGCAAGAAGGAAAUGCGCAUUCUGAUGGUCGGUUUGGACGCUGCUGGUAAAACAACCAUCUUGUACAAACUUAAAUUGGGUGAAAUUGUUACAACCAUUCCCACUAUCGGCUUCAAUGUUGAAACUGUAGAAUAUAAAAAUAUUUCCUUUACCGUUUGGGACGUUGGUGGUCAAGACAAGAUCCGACCGUUAUGGCGUCAUUACUUCCAAAAUACUCAGGGCAUUAUUUUCGUUGUUGAUUCAAAUGAUCGUGAACGUAUUUCAGAGGCUCGAGAGGAACUUCAACGCAUGUUAAACGAAGACGAACUUCGUGAUGCGCUUCUUUUAGUGUUUGCUAACAAACAAGAUUUGCCUAAUGCUAUGAAUGCAGCUGAAAUUACCGAUAAGCUUGGACUUCAUUCUCUCCGACAGCGUCAUUGGUAUAUCCAAGCCACCUGUGCUACGAGUGGUGAUGGUCUUUAUGAGGGUUUGGAAUGGUUAAGUACCAAUUUGAAGCGAAAGGUCUAA